AUGUUUAGAAGGAAAACAACUGCAGCAGAAAUGGAACAAGCGAAUCCAACAGCUGUAGCAGCUGCAGCAAGUAUCGGCAAAUUGUUUAUGAAGAAGGGGAAUCAACCAGAAAACAAGCAAAAGUCGACCUAUCGUUCAGCUUCCAUGACAAAUUUGAGGAAACCUACUGCUUCCAGAAGAAUGUCUUCUAUUUCCAGCACAUCAUCAGAGUCUGUGCGGGGUAAAGGUAGAGGUAAUUCCGGGAAAUUAAACAGUCUUAAUCAACGGUCGUCGAUGGGGAGGGAAAACAUGCCAAAUCCUUCUCCAAAGAAAGCAUCACUGCAUAAAAGUAGCUCUCACUACCGAACUUCGAGUCUUCCUAAUCAAAGAGGCCAAUCAAGCAGAAACAAUUCUGGCCUGCAACGCGAGAAAUCUAAGAAACAUCAGAGGAUAAGCUAUGAUGAGGCUCAGCGCACGUUCAAGGAUUUUGGUGGACCACAGGCUAAGGGUAUUCUAACCAACCGACAGCGUCCUAAUAACAGCAGUGGUUCUCCUCCCUUAAAAACUAUGCGAAAAUAUAUUCCUGGGCCUAACGGGUUGAUUGCAAUUGAGGUUCCAAUCGAAAAACCAAAUAAAAUUAAUACUUCUAGAUCGUUAAGACGUUCAAACUCUGCCCACAGUACCUUGAAUGUAAAGAACUGUUCACCUAUAAGGAAGAAAGUCUCCCAAGAAUCUCUACAUUCCCAACCAAAAGGAACUUCGUCCUUAAGGAACACAUCAAAUUCUCAAAGAAAACAAGGUGAAGAGCCGAAACUCUCAAAGACGUCUACAACAAAUAUAAAUGUUCCUCUUAUUGAGACACAGGUUCGUGAAGAAACAGAUCAGGAGCUGAGGCUCGAAAAUUCCAACACUUCCGAAUCAGACACAGUAGUCAAUAGCGAAAAUAAUGUAGAAAAGCCCUCUUCAUUGAAUAGUGAAAAUGAUGACCUAAGAAAACUGAUACAUGGGAAUAUUGAGUUGGAAACUUUCAUUAAGGAGGAGGAAAAUGGGAAAUCUUCAAAAUUUAGUCAAGAAAACGUCGUCGUAAACAGGUUGAUUACGGAGAAGGGUGUCAAGAAAUCAAACACCGAACAUAAAAUGGCUACUGUCGAUGGCGAAAAGCCUUCUAACUCUGAUAAAGUAUAUCGUAUGGUUGCGGAAAAACCAGAAUGUGAGGAACAAAAUAGUUUGGUGGAAAAGCACCCUCUUUCCAAGGCUGAAAACCUUGACAAGCAAGUUGAACGAUUGGACCAUGAUUUUUCCAACGAUAGUUCUUCUGUAAAAGAAUUAGCUGACAAUCGCAGCUCAGAAAGUGCCGAUCAUACCCAAAUGAGUGAUAUAACCUGCUCUCCCGCACAAGACCCUAAUAAAAAACCUAGUUCAAUACAAGAUAAUGAUAUUUCGGAGGGUAUCGAAAGUACGAUUAAGGCUAAAAAAGAGGAUAAUCCUUCCGUGGAAUUAUCUCCCACUAGUACUUAUUCCAAAGAGGAAAGUAUAGGCGACCCCAACGAUGAGUACUUUGAUACAACAGACAAGGAAACUCAAAAAGCAAAUGAACAGAUUCCUUCCCACAAAAACCAUGAUAAUAUGCAAGCAGAAUCAACACCGUCUUUGGCACAAUACCUCAGGACUUCAAAUACUUACCUUUCUCCAAAGAAUCCACCGAAUCAAGCUGGGCAAGAAAAGCUCCUCAAACCUGAAAUUAACAUGGUAUCUGUAGCUAAAGCUGUCACGCCAAUCAAAUCUGCUCUUAAGAAAUCAUCUGGGUUAUCCAACCACAAUUCAUCCAUGUACUCUGAUAGCUCUCCCGCCAACGGUGCAUAUUUGUCUCUCACGACUGCUGAAAAUACAAGACUAAAUGCUCAAAUGACCAUACCUGACAGCGUAUCACGUAGGACUAGCGUAAAACGCUCUUCCGUGAAAAGGCCACAGUCAGUGGGUCAAUUCAAAAACAAUAGAUCGAGUUCACCUUCUCCUCCGGAAAAAGUAAACAAUAAGCGUCACUCCGCUAUACCAUUAGGGACCCCAGAAAAAGCUAAACCGCAAAGAAAUUCAGUAACGGCUUCGUUCUCUAAAACUACGCAGCAAAGCCAAGAGCCAGCAAAUGUGCCAGGGCCAAUCGGCCAAAAAAAAUUCAAAAGCAAAACCGAUAACAAAAGCACCAAUACGAAUAUAAAGAGAGGUUCACAGAUUGUACAAAACGAUAAGCACUUAACGAAGGAUGUGAGCAAUGUUUUAUACCCUAAGGAGCCGCCUCCUCGCAAGUCUAGUUUUGAGAAAAUAAGGAGUAAUGAAUCUCAUCUCGGAUUUAAGAAGCUUUCUUUGAGAAAUGGUAUCUCAGAAGAAGCGUUAAAUGACUGUUAUGUUGCUCAUGCUAACGAGAGCAAUGCAAAUGUUAGUCAAACUGAAACAGCACAGGAGUUUUUUAAAAGUCUGGGCCACCCCUCUAGGUUUGCAGAUUCGGAUUCGGAUGAUGACUCCCAAUUUCUCAGUCAAAGCUCAUCAAAACACAAUGCAGAAACAGAAAGUAGCAAGGUCGGCAAUAGCAGGAGUGGUAUUAGUAACAAAGGUGCCUUUUCACUUUUUAAGAGCAAGAACAAGAAGAAAGAGAACGACGUUACUUCCUCAGAAAUUUCACGGCCUAAUCACAAUAUUAUAAAUCCUGCCGCUCAAAGUACAAAAGUAAGCAAGAAACUCAGUGGCGCAUCCUUAAGAGCUGCCAGUGAGGCUCUACCUGCAAAAGCUGCAAGUCCCCCGAUGAGCAAUAGGCUAAGAUUUUCUAGUAACCCAGGAAACAGCGAAAGCAGACACUCACAAUCACAAGAAAUCAAUGAUACAAGAGAAAAGAAGGGCGGCGGGUUUGGCAAAAAACUAAAGAAAAUCUUUAGUAAAAAAAAGUAG
Messenger RNA from Saccharomyces kudriavzevii IFO 1802, 2919 nucleotides. It is a transcript of the gene SEG1, whose product is annotated as Seg1p. The transcript has a single exon. The record is from RefSeq and is a predicted model, not a curated record. Bases 1 to 2919 code for a protein of 972 amino acids. NCBI's taxonomy places the organism in Eukaryota, Fungi, Ascomycota, Saccharomycetes, Saccharomycetales, Saccharomycetaceae.